Molecule: messenger RNA, 4244 nt
Organism: Mya arenaria
Lineage: Eukaryota; Metazoa; Mollusca; Bivalvia; Myida; Myidae
Product: prenylcysteine oxidase 1-like
Exons: 6
Coding region: 48-1538 (496 amino acids)
Biological process (GO): prenylated protein catabolic process; prenylcysteine catabolic process
Molecular function (GO): prenylcysteine oxidase activity
Source: RefSeq, a predicted model, not a curated record
ACAUAUGACGUAAUGGUGACGUCAUUCCUAUAACGUUAACAAACAAAAUGCCUUCAAAGAAAUUAUUAUAUUUGAUAUAUAUUUACUUUAUUAUCGCUUCAAUUUCGAAAGCAACUGAUGAACUAGAGGAAAUCGCACGUGUCGGCAUAAUUGGGGCAGGAAUAGGUGGAACGUCUGCAGCUUAUUUUCUGCGGGACUUGUUUGGAGACAAAGUUCUGAUUGAUAUCUUUGAGAAACAGCAUGUCGGUGGACGCUUGGCUCCUGUCACCAUCGGUGGCCACAACUACAAUGCCGGAGGAACCAUCAUACAUCCAGCCAAUCUUUACAUGCUCAACUUCACAGAUAUUCUAGGUUUGGAGUGUGACGCCCACCCUGAGCCUGGCCGGCUUGGCAUCUGGAAUGGCGAAGAGGUGAUGUUCUCCACCAGUGAUUACCUACCUGUCACAUUGGCCAAGAUGUUCUGGCGAUAUGGCAUGGACGCUUACAACAUAAAAAACUGGGUCCAGGAGAAUACCCUUGCCUGCAUGACCAAUCUGUACAAGUUCCAGCGAGAUGGCCAUGCAUUUUCCUCAGUAGAGGAUCUUCUUAAUGCUAUGUGUCCCCACCUGGUAGAUUUCACCCGUCUCUCCAUUCGUGAUCUCUUCAAGAAAGACGGCUUUUCGGACCGAUUCAUAGAUGAGUUUGUGUAUGGUGCUCUCCGUAUCAAUUAUGGUCAGACUAGUGGUAUCCAUGCACUUGUUGGGUCAGUCUCGAUGGCAGGGGUGGAGCCAGGACUAUGGAAUGUUGUCGGAGGUAACCAGCAGGUGCCCCAAGGCCUGCUGCGUAAAUCUGGUGCCAACCUCAUCAGGGGAAAGGUGACAACGGUGUCCCUAUCAAGCGACGAAUCCCCACCUGUAUACCAGAUUGACUAUCUUCCCGGCACUUCUACAAACAAGGACGAUAUUAACUCCAAGGAAUAUGACAUUGUCAUUGUUGCUACUCCACUGUAUAAGGGAGUAUCCAACAUAAAGUUUGAAGACUUUCAGAAAGAUAUCGAGCCAGUCCACUAUGACUUUCACUUGACAGUUGCCUCUUUCAUUGAGGGAUUACCGAAUUCUAGUUACUUUGGUUUUGACUCAGUGGACAGUUUACCAAGCUGCAUGAUGACCACAAACGAAAGCUUAUUUUUUAAUUCACUCUCAAAACAGAAGCCAGUCUCGGGUAAAACUGCAGAAAAACCUGUCUACCGGAUAUUUUCAAACAAGGUUCUAAAAGUAGAUGAAUUAAAACAGUUAAUUCCAGAAUGGUCUGAUCUAAAAGUAGUUAGUUGGAUGGCGUAUCCAGAAUACCCAUCCUCGUUAAAGAAUUUACCCUCAUUUACACUUCAUGAACAGAUGUACCAUAUUAAUGCAAUAGAAAUGGCAGCCUCUGCUAUGGAAAUGAGUGUGAUAGGGGCGAAGAAUGUGGCCUUGCUAGCCUAUUACAGAUAUACAGGUCAAUAUGAUAAGAUUGAUGAAUUGUUAACCAAUGACUCCAGCUCUGAAAAGACAGAGUUAUAGGUCAUUAGGAAUGACUAGGAAAAGAGUUCAAACUGCUUCAACUUAUAUUUUUUAAGUCUAUUGAACUUUUUCACUUGCAACCCUCCUGGUACUUGUAACAUCCAUCCAAUAGAUUUCUGUGCAAUAUGUUCAAAUGUAAGAUUUCAUUAACUGGUUUUCAACCAGAAUGCAGGGAUGUCGUUGGACAGGCGGGCUGGCGUCAAAUAAUGAUUUCCCCCAAUAACUUAAGCUAGCAUUGAUAGGUAAUGACGAAAGUUGGUGUGUAGGUAACUUAUGUGAAGAACUAGCUUAGGAUUGCUUUUUAGGGGGGUGGUCAAGGUCACUGUUACUAUAAAUAGAAAAAUGGUUUAUGCCCAACAACUUCAGUUAGAACUAGAGAUUGCUUUUUUGAAAAAGCGCUUGUCUCCCCUAUUGUGUGGUCGUAGCUGAGAAAAAAUAAAUGAUGGACAUGAAAUUUGUAACUUUGGACUGGAGACAAACCAACAGUGAAGUUUGGUUUAUUCGAUUAUAUUAAAUAGUGAAGAGAAGGUCACCACGACCUUGACUAUUGACCUUGUUACCCCCAAAACAAUUGGGAUCAUCUAGACAUCAUGACCAACCUCACUUCAAAGUUUGGUGAACCUAGAUCAAAGCAUUCUCCUGAUAUUGCACGGAAAUAUUUUUUUACAUUAGAGGUCACAGCGACGUUGACCUUUGACCUUGUGACCCCCCAAAAUAUAGGAGUUUUCUAAACCUCAUGAUCAACCUCCCUACCAAGUUUGGUGAACCUAGGUCAAACCAUUCUCAAGAUAUUGAGCGGAAAUGUUUUUUACAUUGGGGGUCGCCGCGACCUUGACCUUUGACCUAGUGACCCCCAAAACAAUAGGGAUCUUCUACACCUCAUGACCAACCUCCCUACCAAGUUUGGUGAACCUAGGUCAAACCGUUCUCAAGAUUUUGAGCAGAAAUGUUUUUAUAUUGGGGGUCGCCGCGACCUUGACCUUUGACCUAGUGACCCCAAAAACAAUAGGGAUCCUCUACACCUCACGACCAACCUCCCUACCAAGUUUGGUGAUCCUAGGUCAUGCGGUUUUCCAGUUAUCGAUCGGAAACGAAGUGUGACGUACUGACGGACUACCGGACUGACGGACAGGGCAAAAACAAUAUGUCUCCCCCAGAGAGGGGGAGACAUAAUUAAUGGAAACUAAACACAUAAGAUAAGUUAUUUUCAGUUACACCCCUUUUUGAUGAAAGUUAAGAUAAAGGCUCCUACAUUUUCCUUACUUACGUUCAAGAAAUUAAUUUUUGAUUGCCCGUUUUAAAAACCUGGUUUAGUCGCUGGUUUUGGCCGUUAUGUUUCACAAGGAAACAAAAGCCAUGAAGACUUAUCAUAUAAUUUUUUGGUAUAUUAUGGUGCUAUUGUGAAUAUAUGUGUGCAACACUGUAGAAAUAAAUGUUCUGCAAUGACAGGAAUUAUUUUAUCUGGCGUCUUUGUCGGUGUUACAUUUUCAUUUCCAAUCAAUAUCCUUUUAAUAACUUGUUGAACAGAUUAUAAACUUGGUACGCGUAUUGGGCAUGAUCAGGCGAUGACCCAAUUGAUUUUGUGAUUAGUAUGUUAAAGGUCAUUGUCAUGAUAAUCACUCUCAACACAUCUGAUUUGUGGAAUUCAAGUUACUACUUAUUAAAAUUGAUUUUUGUCUUAAAUGAGAUUCACAUGCAAAUAAUUAUGCAAAUAGGAAGCUUGCUCCACUUGGUCACUUGAAAUUAUUUGUCAGAGUAAUUCAUUGGAAUAUAGGUCAUGAUAUUGUCAUUUAUGAGAUUCUUUUAUAUUUAUUACCUUUGAAAUCAAAACUACUUUCUUGUUUUUCAUUUCCAUUUAAAUGCAAUAAUGGCAAUAAACAAUUAAGACAAAGUUACCGUAUUCGGAGACAUUGGGAGACUGGUUUUAUUGAUGUAUUUUCGAUGUGUGUUUUUCAUGGUUUUUAAGACAAAAAUGCACAUCUCUAUAUAUAAUUAUAUAUUUGUUCACUAAUAGUAUUAAGGAGCAAAGGUUUUUCUGUUGUAGUUCUUUAAAGACUUAGUUAUUAAAUUAUUCUUGAUUAUUUUUGGCGGUAUUCAUGUGCAUCUUUUAAGUAUUCUAAAAUCAUUUUCAUUAGUAUGAAUAAUUCAUGUAAAACUAUUUCAUUUGAUCAUUCAAUGAUCUGUUGUUAUUGUUUUCCAAUAUCUUUUUCGGACAUAUUAUGCAGUGAUUCUCUUUCAAAUCUGAUUGAAUGCGUGCCUUGAACUUGCAUUCUCAUAACCAUAGGGCCUGGGAAAAGUCCCAAGCCUAGAUUUGUGCUUAAACAAUACAUGCUGCUAAUGCACAAGUUUGAGUGAAAUGGGUCCUCAAGUUAAGCAAUUUGUGUAAGAGUGUGCAGCAAAAUGACUCGCCAACAUAUUGUUUGUUGUUUAUAAGAUAGAAAAAGUACUAAGACCUGCCAUUUGGUGUAGCUGGACCAUAGUAAUAUGAAUGAUCACCAUGUUAUAUCUACUCCCAUUCCAAAAAAUUAUGUGUUAUAUGACUGGAAACACUGCUAACAUUCGUAUGUAAUAUUUAAUUAUGUUAAUUGAUUCUAGACAAUUUCUGUUAUUUCAUUAAACAAGAUAUAUAUUAUAUAUGUACAAGUGCACAAGCAUGUGUUCAUGUUUCUUCUGUUUUGUUUUAGCAAAUAAAACUUGAUUUCACAA